Molecule: messenger RNA, 3921 nt
Organism: Varanus komodoensis (Komodo dragon)
Lineage: Eukaryota; Metazoa; Chordata; Lepidosauria; Squamata; Varanidae
Gene: MAPK8IP2
Product: mitogen-activated protein kinase 8 interacting protein 2
Exons: 13
Coding region: 1-3921 (1306 amino acids)
Biological process (GO): regulation of JNK cascade
Cellular component (GO): cytoplasm
Molecular function (GO): protein binding
Source: RefSeq, a predicted model, not a curated record
AUGGGCUCUCCCGGGGCCCCCGCGGGGCAAGGGGCCUGGAACGCCCCCAUGCUGGGCCAGUGUCCUUGUGGGGGCAAACAAGGCCCCUACUUCAGGCACUUCAGGCUGAUGGAUAAAUUGGAGGAAGGGGGCCCGGGGAGGGGCUGCCCCAUCACCUUGUCCUGCAGGGUGGAGGCCUCCGUCUCCCCUCCCCUGUGCUGCAGGCCUCCGCAAGACAUCAGCCUGGAGGAAUUUGACGACGAGGACUUGUCCGAAAUCACCGACGACUGCGGCAUCGGCCUGAACUAUGACUCGGACCACUAUGAGAAGGACUGCCUGGUGCUGGAGAGAUGCGAGCAGCCGCACCCGACCUGCACCUUCCAGGAUGACUUCCAGGAGUUCGAGAUGAUCGACGACAAUGAAGAGGAGGAGGAGGAGGAAGAGGAGGGAGGAGGAGGCGGGGAUGGGUUGGAGGAAGCACCGCCCUCCCCCUCGGCGUCGCCAAUCCCCUCGCCCACCUCCGAGGAGACCCAGAAGCACCGUCCCACCACGCUCAACCUGACUGUGACAGGCACGCAGUGGAGGCGCGCCUGCAGAACCGCAGACAGCCGGGGCCAUCGGGCCCGGCCCCUGGGCGCAGGACACCAAGCCAAAGUGGCCAGCCGCAGCUCGGGUGCCUCCCACGUGGGAGAGCCCCCCCCGGAGAUCGGUCCCAAGUCCGGCCGCGCGAGCCCCUUUCUCCAUGCCCUGCACUCAGGGAUGACGGAGGAGCGGUCCUCGCCUCGCCUCGCCCCGCCCUUGGCGGCAGCCUUCUGGGGCUUGCCGAGUGCCACCGCUUCCCCGCCACAGUGCGAAGAGGACUCCCUGAACAACAACAGCAGGUGCCCACCCGUGCCCCGCCUGCAGCGGGCCACCUGGCAGGAGACGCUGCUCCACUCCACCACGACUUCGGCGGCCUCCUCCGUGCCGCACACCGAGCGACCGUCCCCCUCGCACCCAUGUCUCCAGGACGGGCUCUGCCUGGGCAUGCAGGGCGGGAAAGGCCCGGCCCCCGCGCUGGCUCCGUGCAAGCCACCUCCGUACGAUGCCGAAGGCAACGGCCGGGAAGGGCCGCUCUCUCCCGCACGACCCGGCGAGGAUUACAACAUGAACAUCGUCUCCUCGGUGGCCGACGCGCAGCUGGCUUCGGCUCCCUCUGGCCAGGUGCCUGCCGAGUUGCCUCCCGGGGCACCAAAAGGCCCAGAGCCCCAGUGCCCCCACAGCAGCCCCCCCAGGCCACCUGCCACGGAGAGCUACUGUGCCAGAUUUCAGAGGGAUGUGGGGGCAUCCCCGGAGGAGCAGGAGGGGGCCGGGGGCUCCGUGGCAGGACGGGCAGGGCGCAGCCGCUCCAUUUCCGCAGCUGACCCGGGUGGCAGCCUGCUCUCCGACGAGGAGCCUGGAAAGGGCCACAGCGACGCAGGAUCCGGGGGGUGCCGAGCCGCAGGCGCCCACAGGAGCCCAGCCGAGGCGGCCCCCGGGCCACUGAGCUCCGAAGGAGAGGGCGCCCACGGCAGCCGAGCGCCCAGCGUGCGGGGGCUGCCCUCGGCCUCCUCGGACACCACGUCCCCCUCGUCGGACCCGGGCAUCGAGGCCGACCUCACCAGCCGCAACUCCAAGGGCUUCCCGCCACGCGGCCAGUGCAGCGAGGACCUCAGCUCCCCCGGCUCCGACUCGGACGUGGACGGCGAGCUGGAGGCCGCUUUCGCGGGCAGCGGUGGCCGCUUGGCCAGCAACAUGAUCUCCAGCAUCUCCGAGACCGAGCUGGACCUGAGCAGCGACAGCAGCAGCGGCCGCUCCUCCCACCUCACCAACUCCAUUGAGGAGGCCAGCUCCCCCGGCUCCGAGGCCGACCUGGAGGGGGACCUGGAGGCGCAGGGGGUGCUGGGCCUGAAGGGGGCGCUGCUGCUGGACACCGCCAAGGACGAGGAGGGCCUGGGGCGGCCCCCGGAGGAGGGCCUGACGGCGCUCAAGAUCGAGGAGUGCUUCGAGGACCCGUCGGCGCCCGUGGGCCAGACUGAAGUGCCGCUCUCGGGCCACCUGGAGCUGGAGAUCAACCCGGACCACAGCCUGGAGAGCCUGCGCCGCUCCUUCUACCUGCCGGUGGGGCCGAAGCUGAUGCCCGAAGGGGACGACGAGGACGAGGGGAACAGCGAGUCCGACUCCGAGUCCGACUCCGAGUCGGAGCCCGACGUGAGCGAGGACUCCGACUCGCCCUGGCUGCUCAGCAACCUGGUGAACAAGAUGAUCUCGGAGGGCUCCUACCCCAUCAAGUGCGCGGACGAGCGCUUCCCGGCCACCCACUCCCUCGCCGACACCAUCUCCCCCGCCUCCGACCUGGAGCCCGAGCUGCACAGCGAGGCCCUGAGCGAGGGCCAGCCCCGCGCCCCGCAGAGCAUCGAGCUGGUGGACAUGGAGACGCUGCGCACCGCCCUGCAGUGCUCCGAGGACGAGAAGCGCGCCACGGCCGGGCCCGUAGCCGAAGCCGAAGCCGAGCCUCCCGCGGGGCGCACGGGGCCCUGCCUGUUCCUGAGCAACAUGACGAACGACACCAUCACCCCCGUCUUCCCGGGGCGGCCGCUCUCCGGCUGCUGCGGCAGCGUGCCCGGCCCCAAGGGCCUGCCCCCCAGGGAGGCCCCCGGCAAGGAGGAGCCGGCCGCUCUGCCGGAGGACUGCGAGAUCGACGGGGACCUCGACUCGGGCAUCUUGGGGGACAGUGACAUGAUCGACGACAUCCGGCUCGAGCGCGGCGAGGGGCUGGAUGUCUCCACCGCCCAGACCAACCGCGGCUUCAGCCUGGCCUAUUCCCCGGAGGAGGAGGAGGCCCCCUCCCUGGGCAGCCGGAAGGGCUCCCCGUUCUCGGAAGAGCUGCCGCCGCUGCCCCCCGCCCUGGUGCUGGACAGCUCCCUGGCCUACGACUCGGUCAAGUACACCCUGGUUGUGGACGAGAACACCCAGCUGGAGCUGGUGAGCCUCCAGCGCUGCACCUCGGUGCUGAGCGACGACAGUGACCUGCUGUGCGCCUGCGACGACGCCCCCGACCUGGAGGAGGUCGCCAGCGACUUCGGGGAGGGGCUGGGGGCCGUGGACGGGCGCAGCUCCUCCUCCGAGGACUCCUCCCCCGAGGCCGACCUCCACUUCUCCAAGAAAUUCCUCAACGUCUUCGUCAACAGCACGACCCGCUCCUCCAGUACGGAGUCCUUCGGCCUGUUUUCUUGCCUGGUGAACGGGGAGGAGCGGGAGCAGACGCACCGGGCCGUCUUCAGGUUCAUCCCUCGCCACGAAGACGAGCUGGAGCUGGACGUGGACGACCCGAUCCUCGUGGAACUGGAGGAGGACGACUACUGGUACCGGGGCUACAACAUGCGCACGGGGGAGUGGGGCAUCUUCCCGGCCUUCUACGCCCACGAGGUGGCGAGCCAGGCCAAGGGCGCGGCAGGGCUGAAGCGGAAUCCAUGCUGGGUCGAGCGCUUCAACGUCCAGUUCCUGGGCUCGGUGGAGGUGCCCCACCACCAGGGCAACGGCAUCCUGUGCGCAGCCAUGCAGAAGAUCGCGACCACCCGGAAGCUCACGGUGCAUCUGCGGCCUCCAGCCACCUGCGACCUGGAGGUCAGCCUGCAGGGCAUCAAGCUCAUCCUUACGGUGAACGAGUACGGCCGGGAUGACGAGCGCUGCAGCCAUUUCUUCCAGAUGAAGAACAUCUCCUUCUGCGGGUGCCACCCCCGGAACAGUUGCUAUUUCGGCUUCAUCACCAAGCACCCCGUGCUGAGUCGCUUCGCCUGCCACGUCUUUGUCUCCCAGGAGUCCAUGCGGCACGUCGCGGAGUGUGUCGGCCGCGCCUUUCAGGAAUACUACCAGGAGCACUUGGAGUUCGCUUGCCCCACAGAGGACAUUUACCUGGAGUAG